ACUCCAACAAAUGUCAACUCAACACUUAUCGUCUUUGAAUGAAAGUCAAUACCAUACUCGAUUCGGUGCCAUUAUUGGAACUCUCUGAAAAUUGCAGGCAUUAGAGUUACUCCCCCUGCCGGAUACAGUGAUGCGGGUUUAGAAGCAACGAUUUCCAUGCUUGUGUUUAUCAAAUUUUAUCUGGGCCAGGUGUUGCCCGCGAACUUUGACCUCCCUGGAUUGACUAUGCUACCUAUAUUGUUAAGCACGUGGAAGAAGAUCCUACAUAUACUAGCGUCGCUGUUCGGUAUUCGGAGAGGCGAGUCGACAAUGGAAGGCGAUGUUGUAAGCGAGAGAGAUGUGCGGCGCAAAGCCUACAGCUGGUGCAGAGAUUCGUUGCAUGGUUCAUGGGCCAAAAUAACAGAGGAUGAAAUUAUUGUAAAACAUUUGAGUGGUGGUCUAACGAACUUCCUAUACUUGUGCUACCUUCCAAAGACACUGGAGCCGGACAUCAGGGAGCCGACCUGCGUGUUGCUGCGUAUCUACGGACACAUUGCCAAGAGCAGUAAGGAGUUCGUUGUCCACAACUCCGUGGUGUUCGCUCUCCUGUCAGAGAAGGGAAUGGGACCAAAGUUGUAUGGCAUUUAUCAUGAUGGAAGGAUAGAAGAAUACAUUCCAACACAAGCUUUGUUAACAUCGGACCUGGUAACACCAUCGAUAUCUCACCUCAUCGCCAGGAAAUUGGCCCAUUUCCAUCAACUGGACAUGCCGCUGUGCAAGGAACCACGGUGGCUCAAGAACAUCGUGGAUGGAUGGCUGACAGAAAUCAAGAAUAAUUUCUCCCAACAUUCAGAGAGCAAUCCAAAAAUGAAGAAACUUAUGUCUUUCAAUUUAGAGCAGGAAUUUGAAGAAUUAAUGCUAAUCUUGUCUCGGGUUCGCUCACCAGUCGUGUUUUGUCAUAAUGAUCUACAAGAAGGAAACAUCUUGUACCUGAAGGACGAGCCGAACCCGGCCCGGCAGAUGACGGUCAUAGACUGGGAGUAUUGCAGCUACAACUUCAGGGGCUUUGAUAUCGGGAACCACUUCAUAGAAUGGUGUUAUGAUUACACAAACCCGGAGCAGCCCAUGUUCUACCACAUUCCAGACCGAUUCCCCUCCAGGAAACAGCAGUACGCUUUUUUCCGAGAGUAUCUGAAAAGUUUUGGACGUGCGGAAGAGGACAUUUCAGAGACCGAGCUGGCGACCAUGUACAUAGAAGUAAAUACGUACGCUCUCGGGUCCCACUUCAUGUGGGGGACAUGGGCCAUUAUACAAGCAGAGACCUGCAAGAUCGAGUUCGGUUAUUGGGACUAUGCCAUAUCAAGGUUCGAAGCCUACUUCGAGAUGAAGAAACGCUUGCCAACCCUCCGUAGUGAAGACUAGUUCACCAGAUGGCGCUGUUAUUGUGAUUGACGGAUAUUUGUGUGCCAGGACACAAUGGACACACAGACACAUGACACAACGGUGAACUGGUUCAAUUGGCUGUGAUAUAACUGCUUUUGUAUAUUACGUAAGGACACAGAAAUCCAUUCUGUAUAUCUUGUGGCAGAGGACGAGGGCACGUUCUUUGGUAGAUGGCUUCAGAAGUCCAAUGUUCUUGUGUUGUAAUUGUUUGUUUCCAGGAAAGAAGAAAUGUACCGG
Haliotis rufescens (red abalone) is the source of this 1659-nucleotide messenger RNA. Its product is annotated as choline/ethanolamine kinase-like. Gene Ontology annotation, biological process: CDP-choline pathway; phosphatidylethanolamine biosynthetic process. Bases 157 to 1401 code for a protein of 414 amino acids. The record is from RefSeq and is a predicted model, not a curated record. Gene Ontology annotation, molecular function: choline kinase activity; ethanolamine kinase activity. The transcript is spliced from 9 exons. Gene Ontology annotation, cellular component: cytoplasm. Lineage: Eukaryota; Metazoa; Mollusca; Gastropoda; Lepetellida; Haliotidae.